Molecule: messenger RNA, 2999 nt
Organism: Oryzias melastigma (Indian medaka)
Lineage: Eukaryota; Metazoa; Chordata; Actinopteri; Beloniformes; Adrianichthyidae
Product: 5'-AMP-activated protein kinase subunit gamma-1
Exons: 17
Coding region: 251-2341 (696 amino acids)
Source: RefSeq, a predicted model, not a curated record
AUUAGAGAAAGCAUGAAAAAUGCUAAGACUUUCUCUCAUACGAAGCAGUAUUUGCAAAGUUUAAAGAAAGAAGAAAGUCCUGCUUAAACUAUCUACCUGUUAGCCUGCAGGUGUGGAUGUUAAACUGUUUGGAUUUCAUGCAGCUGGCUUCUUUACAGCAAACAGAGCGGGCCAACCUCAGUUUGCGUCUAGCCUACACCUUUCUGGAGCUCUUCUCUUCGUUCUGUUUCAGAACCUCGUUGUCGUCCUGAUGUCCUUCCUGGAUGAAGAUACGGGAGGAACAGAAAGAGGCAGCAGGAAGGAGGAGCCUGUCUGUCCCACCAUGAGCUUUAAGGUUCGACCCCACAGUCCCAGGAUCACAAGGAUGUCUAGUUACAAGACAGGUUUCAGCCCUGACAGAACAACCUCCUCAUUCCAGGGUGGACCCCCCCAUCAGGGCUCCCCACCCAGAACUCCACGCAGGCUCAGUUUCAGCGGGAUGUUCAGGUCAGCCUUCAGAGAUUCAAACCAGCAACCUCCAUCAUCACCUGUCAAAAACAAACUGUUCAUCCCCAACAGAAGAAAAAAGGCCAGAGCCCAAAGCAAGUCCUCACCUCCCCCGGCUCCCCCUCCUGCUUCCCCUUCCAGCAGGGAGGAGGUGGCUGUGUUCCAGCUACAGACUUACCUGACGGAGCCGCGGCGUCCGGAGAGCAGGAGGCUGCGCUCUUAUUCCUCCCCACCCGACCCCGGACAUCGCUACGACCUCCCAACCUCCUCACUCACCUGCUGCCAGCCGCCUCAAGCCCCGCCCACUCCUGCGUCUCCUCCAAUCAGCACUCAGGCUGUGGCUGCAGACGGCAUGACGGAGCAGCAGGACCCAGAGGAUGCAGUGUCGGAGGAGUCGGAAAGAGACAUCUACAUGCGCUUCAUGAAGUGCCACAAGUGUUACGACAUCAUCCCCACCAGCUCCAAACUGGUGGUGUUUGACACAACACUGCAGGUUAAGAAGGCUUUCUUUGCUUUGGUGGCCAAUGGAGUCCGAGCCGCUCCACUGUGGGACAGCAAGAAGCAAAGCUUUGUGGGAAUGUUGACCAUCACAGACUUUAUUAACAUCCUGACCAGAUACUACAAGUCACCCAUGGUGCAGAUCUAUGAGCUGGAGGAACACAAGAUUGAGACAUGGAGAGAGCUGUACCUGCAGGAGACCUUCAAACCUCUAGUCCACAUCCCACCUGAUGCCAGCAUAUUUGAAGCUGUGUACUCUCUGAUCAAGAACAAGAUUCACCGCCUCCCUGUCAUUGAUCCAAUCAGCGGGAAUGCGCUCUACAUCCUGACCCACAAGAGAAUCCUGAAGUUCCUGCAGCUCUUUGUGUGUGAGAUGCCCAUGCCGGCCUUCAUGAAACAGUCUCUGCAGCAGCUCGGCGUCGGGACGUACUCCAACAUCGCCUACAUCCACCCUGACACGCCGCUUAUCACGGCGCUGUCCGUUUUCACGCACCGCCGCGUCUCCGCCCUCCCUGUUGUCGACCACAAUGGUCGGGUAGUGGAUAUCUACUCCAAGUUUGACGUCAUUAACCUGGCUGCUGAGAAGACCUACAACAACCUGGACGUGACGGUCACCCAGGCGCUGCGGCACCGCUCGCAGUACUUUGAGGGAGUCAUGAAGUGCAACAGGCUGGAGACGCUGGAGACCAUCGUGGACCGCAUUGUGAAGGCCGAGGUUCACAGGUUGGUCGUGGUCGAUGAAGAGUCUCGUAUUGUCGGCAUCGUGUCGCUGUCUGACAUCCUGCAGGCUUUGGUCCUCACUCCUGCAGGUCUGGAAAGGAAGGAGUCCAUCCCCUCUCAGCCCACAGAAAUGAAUACAGCUGAGUCAGAAACGCCUCACAGAACAGAACCGGACCAGAAUCAGGACGAGGAGCAGGAGCCUGAUGUUCUAAAGGAACCUGAACUGGACACAGAGUCUAAUGAAGACUCAGAAACAGCCCUCAGGGAGGCUUCACAGAGCUGCCAGCAGGGGGAGACAGAGGACGCAAAAGCAGAGGAUAAGGAGAAGGAAGGAGAUGAAGAGCAGGAACAGGGAGAGACGGAAGGAGAGGGGGCCGAGGAGGAGACGCAAAGACAGAUGGAGGAGAAGGAGGAGGCCAUGGUGGAGGAGAAUGAAGAAGAAAGGGAUGAGAAGACCCAGGAGGAGGAGGAAAAGAAGAGUGGUGAAGAAGAGGAAGAGGGGGAGAAGACAGAGGAGAAGAACGACACAGAUGAAUGUGAGGAACGAGAGGAAGAAGAAAAGGACAACAAGGAAGAAACUGAAGAGGAAGAACGAGAGGAUAGAGCUGAGGAAGGAGGCAGUGGGGAGGAGGUGUGACAUCAUCUCUGGAGGUCCAGGCUGGGCUAACCACUAAAGAAGAAAAUAGCGUUGUGGUUGGACAGCAGCCCGGCCAGUGGGAGGGGCUUUCUUGAACCAAUAAGGAUGUUUAAUAUUUUGAUUCUGGUUGGGUUUCCUAGCAACCUUCCUGGUGAUGAAGGCCAGGUUCCACCAUAUCAGAUACUGCCCCCUGCUGGUGUGACUGGCCCCCUUCUCUCCUGUGCGUUUGUUUGUUUGUUUCCAGCUUUAAUAAACCAACCAACAAACAAACAAACGCUCUAGUUUGGACCAGAAGCAAGUGUGUUGUUCACUGGAAGAACAACAUUUCAGAUGGACUAUGGGGGCGGAGUUUAAACAGGUUCUUUGGCGGAUAACAAUUUGAGUGUUCCAAUUAUUUUUAGAACCAUGAAAAAAAUCAUAGAUGUUAAAACUUGAUAUUUUAUAAAAUUUUGAAAAAUGAUUUUAUUUAUAGAUAAGUGUAUUUCUGCUAGUGAAGGGGCGGGGCUUCACUCAGAUCAGACCAAAUGAGGGUCUAAGCUAACUAUAUCUUUACUUUUUUAAGUUGAUGUCAUUCUGCUGAGUCAUCAAAAUUUUCCAAUGAGAUAUUUCUUGUCAGAUGUGCUUCAAAAUCGAUCAAAUAAAGCUGCUGAUGAUUUUA